GGUGCUAAGAAGGUGAAGAAUGUCCCCACGGACCUCGGCCUUUCCCACCACUACAGGAUCUGUGAGUUUGGAGGAUUCGACUGUCUCAAGCAUCCAAAUCAGGUGGACCGAAAGGCACAUGAGUGGCUCCUCCCCCUGGCAAAAAGAGUGGCAUCCUCGUGCUCCAAAAUUUUCCCUUCGCUCGGCAGGUGUCCUGCGGCUCCUCCACUCGGCUCCCCUUGGUGAAGUUUUGCAGGACGCUUCUUCAAACUCCACACACUCAUUUGUACACGCUUUCGAGGCAUCCUUUUGUACGCUCCUCUGUACACUCGUCAACUUCCCACGUGCCACUGCUGGUUGACCUUAGUGUAGCUGGAUCUUGUGAUACAACCCCAGUGCCUGUAAAUCCAGCGUGAUUGCAUCUGCGUAAAAUACCUGUCUUCAAAAAACAAUAUCAUUGUCUUGUAAUAAGAUAGUUAACAAGCUUGCUUAUAAUAAAGCAUAUCAGCUUGAUAUCCUAUACCGAGGCCGUGCGAUAAUGCGUUAGUCUUUAAGUACAACUCAGUGCCUUCUGUGGUAGUGCCUUCGAAUAUCAUGUGAUACAUGAUGAGAAAAGUUACAUAUAAUAUAUGUGCUUCUGAGACAUUUUAUAUUUUCCAGAAAGUCCUGCACAUGAUUGUGUGCAUGCGUUAUCAAUACUGGCUUUUAUGAGAGUAUAUGGAUGUACAUAUUUAUAGAUUACAGGUAAUGUAUGAAUAUAUACAUGUAUGAGUAUGUGCACACA
Penaeus monodon (black tiger shrimp) is the source of this 763-nucleotide messenger RNA. RefSeq lists its product as uncharacterized. The record is from RefSeq and is a predicted model, not a curated record. The transcript is spliced from 2 exons. Lineage: Eukaryota; Metazoa; Arthropoda; Malacostraca; Decapoda; Penaeidae. Bases 20 to 340 code for a protein of 106 amino acids.